Molecule: messenger RNA, 2369 nt
Organism: Lotus japonicus
Lineage: Eukaryota; Viridiplantae; Streptophyta; Magnoliopsida; Fabales; Fabaceae
Exons: 1
Coding region: 197-1588 (463 amino acids)
Source: RefSeq, a predicted model, not a curated record
UUAUUUCAUGGAGCGUUGAAAUGACGACCGUAGCUGAGCGCGUGAAAGUGUCACGGUCAUAGCCAGCCAGCCACCUCCUCCACCUCCUCCAUCUUCAUUCUUGAAUCACCACACUGUGUUGUUGUCUUGUGUCGUGUUUGGCAACAACAAAAUCACAAACCAAAAAUCAAUUCCAUUCAUCUUCAAAAUCGCUGCGAUGAGCGACGAUCUGAUUCCUCCACGGUUGCUGAAUCUCCGUUCAACUUCACACCUCCUCAAAGAAGCCACCUCUUCCUUCUCCUCCAACCUCCUCACAUUCCUCUUCCUCUCUCUCCUCAUCCUCUCCUUCCGCACCGUCGUCGAAAACGGCACCUCCCAUGUCACCUCCUUCAUCGACCGCGAUCCCUCUCUUCGCGCCCUCCUCUCCCGCCUCGACCUCGCCGGAAACGGAAACGGAAACUCCAACCGCCCUCACGACCACCACUCACCUUCUCACUCCCCCCGCCGCCGCCCCUUUCUUCAUCUCACCCGCGUCGGAACCCUAGACGACGACUUCUUCUCCGGCGACGACGACGACGGCCGCUCCCUCUUCGGCUCAUCCCCUAAACCACCUCUCAACGCAACUCUCCUCGCGUUGGGACCGUUCCGCUUCUCCGAUCCCGUCGCCGAUGACGGUGUUAGGGUUUCCGGGGUUGUCCGUCCCGGAACCACGUUUAAAGCUGAGGGACUCGACGGCGAUAAUCACGAGGUGGAGCAAGAAAACCAGGAGGAGGAGAUGAAGAACGAUUUGGGGAAUGGGCAAGAAAUGGAGAAGGGUGUGGACUUGCGAUUCUUUGUGAAGGGGUUGGAGGUGGGUCAUCGUGACGCGGCGGCGCUGUUUUUUCUGGUGAGUUUCUUGUCUGCUGCUUAUGGAUGGGUGAUUCUUGUGUUUCUGGUGACGUAUUCGUGGGUUCUAGGGGUUGUUUUCGUUGCUGUUGUGAAUGAUCUGGUAGGGAGGUUUAGCUCGGUUACUGGGUUGGUUUGGGAUGGUUCAAGAUUAGGUCUCAAGAGGCUUUCAGGGUUUAUUCUCAUGAGAUGGGCUGUGAGGGAUGCAUUGACUCAGCUUCUGGGGUUGUGGUAUUUUGGUGAGAUUGAGGAUCAGUACUCGUUUUUCAAGCUGUUUGUGAGGUUGAAGUUGAUGCCGUUCUCGGUUAUGUCGCCUUGGGUUCGAGGGUUUGAGAAGGAGAUUUCAGGGUUCUUGUUCACUUGGUUUCUAGUGGAUACUUUUGUGGCUUUUAUAUUUGCGGUGGAUGCUUGGGUUGCCAUAGUGGACUCGAGGAGGAGUGGAAGGGAGAUUGUGAAGGAAGGUUGUUAUUUGAUAUCGACCAUGUUCAACCAAGCUAUACAGAUAAAAUGCUUGGAGGCGGUGCUUUGCGGGUCGUUUGUGAGAUGGGGUUUGAGCAGGAUUUGCGGGAGAACUUUUGCCAAGAUGUUUCAGUCGACCAUGGAGGUUUACUUCAUGGUUACUUGGCUUGUGUUCUACUUUGCGGCUAGGUGUAGGGAUGCUAAUCUGCAAGGUAGGAGGUUUGGUCAGAGAGAAUUGGAAGGCUUGAUUGAUGGUCACAGAUGAUACGAUACUUGGUGGUGAUUGGAGGCAGUUUGUCGUGCGGGAUUUUUUUGUUGUGAUGCACAAGCAGCAGCAGCAAUGCUUCACAGGUUAAUGUCCCCCCUCUUUUAGAGUUCCUGUUAGCCAUCACCGCCAUUCUAUAUAGUUUUUGUCACCAACAAUGUGUUGAUUGUACUUCACCUGAAGGCCAAUAUACUUCUUGUGUAUAUUAAGGAGGAUACUUCAUAUGUAUAUUGUUCAUGGAAUCAUUUAAUUAGUUCAUGCAGUCUGUGUUGGUGAUGAUAGUCAGAAAUUACAAGCUUUGAGAAAUGAAGAAUGGUAAUGAUUUUUCUCCAUGCAACAUGGAAUUUCGUUGUGCUAACAAAAGUUGCCACUUAGCAUUUCUGUUUACUUGGUGUCAUAUUAUAUUCUUUAUGGACAAUUUGUGGCAGUGGACAUCAUCUACAAGAACACUGAAAAGCACAUUAAUCUGCAAAGAACUGGGAAAAUAAUUGAGUUAUGCAUUGUUUCCCCCUGUUGGAAAGUCUCCAAGAAGGUCAUUCAGGUUAAAGUACUGUAUGUUUGUUUUGCAUGGUUACCUCUUUUGAUAAGCGAGCCUCUGUAUUUUCUGAUGUGUAAAAUCAUCCUGCAGAAAUUUUAUAGAAUUUGUUUGCAUCAUAGAGUAGUUACUUUGGCAUGGUUUGAAUGAGAGGAAAAAUAGUGUUCAUAACCAAGUUAGGGAUAUAUCCUCGGGGCAUUCCCAGUGUUGAAAUUGAUUAAUGAAAAACCGUGUUUAGUUCUGCAA